AUGCUUCAACAAUACCUCGAGAUCACAGCCUACCGUCCACUACCCAGCGACACUUUGUCCAACCUCACUCUUGCCAUGGACACUGGAAACAUACAAUUUGUACGUCUCAUGCUCCAACACCUCAUCACCAUCGACUUAACCGUGGUCAACCAGCAACAUCAAAAGAUCAAACCAACUUUCAAUCAACGUCGCUCCGUCAAGGUUGGAAUGCUUACGAUGCUACACGAGGAGUUCAACUGUCUAUUCAAACUCACUGAGCUCUUCAAAGCUGCCCUGUUGCACUCAACCAAGAACAACAUGUUGGACAGUGUUCAAUACAUAAUGGACAACAUGCCUUCAGACAUAGAGUUCCACGAGAAGGAUCGAACAUUCCCUGCAUGUCUACAACAUUGUGCUGUGACAGGUGAUAUCAACAUGUUCCAAAUGUUUAGCAAGUCGACUGCUGUUGGUGCCAGACUACUUUUGGAGUAUAAAUUGGAUGACAUGAUUGAGGAGGCGCGUGAUCGUGGCCAUGAAUCAUUCAUCAAACAUCUCUUUAAGCAUCAUGUUGGCAAUGACACAAUCACAGAGUCUUCUGAGAUCUGUAUACGAGACUCAUUAACGUCAACAGGAGAUAGUCUAAGUGUCACAUUGUUGUCUGCGAUCCGUAACAAUGACACUUUGAGUGUAGAGACACUUCUUACUCAGGAGGAUGAAGAGGAUCAUCCUUUCUGUGAGUUGGAUGCCAAGACCUGCCGAACAAUGUCAAAGGAAAUGGCUACAUUUAUCAGCGCCCCACGUGCACCUGGACCAUCAUUCACUUUCCACGACUCAUUGUUCAACAUGAUCACUGCCGUUGGCAAGCCGGGCAGUAACAUCACCGAUGACAUUGUAUGUCAGUUCAUUGAGAACUGCACACACGAGUCACUUUGUCUGGUUGCGGCAAUUCAAUCAAAGCGUCAAGAUACAAUAUCAUUCCUAUGUCAAGUGUUGGUAGAGGACAGAGAGGAGAUUGAACAUCCUUUAGUCAAGGAUGCAGCAUUCAAUUUCAUAAAAGAUGCAUCAUCUUUGGAGAGCAUCGAGUACAUAUUGGAGAAGUUGGGUCUCAAGGAUGAUCCAAACAUAUGUGUAUGUGCCCUGUACAAUGACCGACCAGAAGUGUUUGAGCACAUCAUCAACAUGUUCACACCAGACCAGAUUGGUGACUGUCUGCUUAAUGAUAUAGUAUCAUGUGCAAUGAUCAAGGAUAAUCUACAAGCUGUACAGUUACUUCAACAACGAUUCGGACCAUCAGACAGUGUACGAUCAGGGCAAUCGGCACUACUGUCGAUGGCUCAAUACAGUGCCCAUCACACUCUCGAGUUCUACUUUGCCUCUCCAUUAUUCAUCAACAUGUCAGUCACCAAUCGAUUGCGAAUCAUUCAUAUAAUCAUUGACAAAGCCUACGAUUAUGGUAUCACUAGGGUGAUCAAGCUGUGCACUGAUCAGAUCGAUUCGACACAAUCACUCAUUCAACAACAACAACAACAAUAUCAUCCCUUACUUCAAUCCAAGACUUGUUCACGUCAGUUUGAGUCAUUGGUUCACUCAGUGUUCAGAGACAGGAAGGUUGGCAUGCUCAUUAUGGGACAAGUUGGAGUGAUUCACAAGUCACUGGGUGUGGAGAUCAUCAAAGGGGCACACUUAUUGGACAAUCAUUGCCUCUCAGACUACAUCAAAUAUGGAGCGUUCGAAUGGUUCAUCAAAGCAUACUACUCCGCCAACUCCAAGACCAUCUCCUCAAGAAGGACGAACAAUGAUCUCCUUGUACGGGCAUUCCAGAGGCUUGACACCCGCUUCAUUGAUCUCCUCCUGGAUGACCCCUUGAUGAACAUCAGCGAACAAACAGACCAUCAAGUAUUCUUUUGGAGGUUGUCAAUAUGUACACAUCCAGAAUGGGAGAGAUUGUUUGAUCAGUAUGUCAAGAUCACUGCACCACUCAAGCUUGACCGGCUCACUCUUGCAUCGAUCCGACAUCCAUCAUUCCUCAACAAACUCAUUCAAAGUAAUGGACUCAUCAAACUCCCAACCCUGGACACUAGUGAUGGCGAAACUUACAAUCAAUGCGUUAAUAUGAUUGCAGAGGGAUGGCUGACCAAACCAUGGGCAUUAGAGAUGUUCCAACUGAUAGUCAAACACUCACUCAUGACUCCAGAGUUCCCACAACUAUUGAUCAAGGCGAUCAACCACAAUGUAUCAUCAGUGAUCAGAUGUUGGGUUGAUUCUCUAGAAGGACCCGAUGAGAGACUGAACAAUAUCUUGGAUCAAUCCAUCUGUCACAACAAGAUUGCCAUUGCUCAAUGGUUGUGGAAAGACCGCCUGCCCAAUCUAUCAUACAAGAUUGAUCCAUUGGAUUCGUUUGGCACUGCUUUGAAGUGUGGACACUUGGAGAUGUUUGACUUCCUGUGCACCAUCCAACAACAUGCAUCAACAUUCGAUCCCAACAAAUACUCGGAUGUGCAGAACAUCCAUCCAAGCAUCCUAUCAACCGAGCUGAUCGAGCGACUUAUGGCACAUCCCAACAUCAAGUAUCCCUUUGGCCUGGUGCUGGGCCAGGCGAUCCAGUCUGGCAACAAGGCAGUUGUCGAUAUGUUGUUGAAUGAUGAGCGACUCACUCUAUCAAGAGAGAGAACGUAUGAUUAUAAGGAUGCCGUAAUGAAUGCUAUUGAUGUUGGUGAUGUUGAUGUGAUCAGACAGAUAUUCAAGGUGGACCCAACAGUCAGACUAUACAAUGGAGAAGGAUUACUACCAUUGUUCAAUCACAUUGGUUUGCCUGGCAGCAUGAUCACCGAGGAUGUGAUCAUUGAAUUGGCCGACAAACUCAUCAGCCGACCAUCACUAUGUUUGAACGUACAGAGUCUACCCUUGUUGCUCUGCAAGGCGGCAACCAAGUCACUAUCAUUGAUCAAGAUGGUCAUCAAUAACUUUACAACAUUCAACAACCACCAAGGUGAUGAUGACGAUGUCUGUGUCGUGCACCAAAUGACACCAAACAUGUUCAAGGGAGUGAUUGAUGUUUGCAUCAAAAAAAGCGAUACAGAGUCAAUUGACUAUUUGAUACAUCUGGCCAUCACUGCUUCCAAACAACAACAUGUCCACAUCCAUGAACUAAUCAACUUGGAGAGUUGCAACAACACGUCAACACUGGCACACCUCUUUGACAGGGGAUAUAUCAGUAUCGAUGAUGACAAGAGUGAUGCUUUGCCAAGAUUGGUAGAUUGGGCUUGCUACACUGGUGACUUGGACAUUAUGAAGUUUGUCCAUCAACGAUGUUGCACAACAACACAACUACUUCGACACCUGCCAUCAUUCUUCCACAUCUUCACUGCAUGUUCCAAAUUCAAUCAUCACAAACUUCUCUGUUAUAUGUUUGAAGGUGAUGAAUCACCAUACAAUCGAGUCAAGUUUGAUAUAAUCCCAUUGCUUAUAAUUGUACGUCAUUUAUCUGUUCAUAAUGGCUACCUAAAGAUUGUUGCCAUGUGUGAUCAUAUAAUCUCAUCCAAUCAAACAACUACAAAAUAA
Molecule: messenger RNA, 3540 nt
Organism: Acytostelium subglobosum LB1
Lineage: Eukaryota; Evosea; Eumycetozoa; Acytosteliales; Acytosteliaceae
Exons: 4
Coding region: 1-3540 (1179 amino acids)
Source: RefSeq, a predicted model, not a curated record